This is a messenger RNA of Parastagonospora nodorum SN15, 1359 nucleotides long. RefSeq lists its product as hypothetical. Gene Ontology annotation, cellular component: nucleus. NCBI's taxonomy places the organism in Eukaryota, Fungi, Ascomycota, Dothideomycetes, Pleosporales, Phaeosphaeriaceae. Gene Ontology annotation, biological process: DNA-templated transcription. The record is from RefSeq and is a predicted model, not a curated record. The transcript is spliced from 3 exons. Bases 1 to 1359 code for a protein of 452 amino acids. Gene Ontology annotation, molecular function: DNA binding; zinc ion binding.
AUGGCUGCGCGGUGCGUUGAACAGCUCCAGCUUGCUGUGGAAACUCCACAUCGCACAGGUCGUACCGGUGUCUUUGGACAAUCACACGUGUCUAUUGCUUCAACGGAUUGGAUCGAGGAAGAAGAACGUAAAAGACUGUUUUGGAACUACCUCAUGCUUGAUAGACUCUGCAUGGUUCUGUUGGGAUGCGCCACAACUCUUUCCCGUGAACGAGUCCAUCGGAGAUUACCUGCUUGCGCCAGCUUCUGGGGCACUAAUCAGCCUCGCCCGACGCCAUAUUUGCGCUUGAUUCAUGCAUCUUUUCCUGAGUUUGUUGAGGACACUUCAUCCAAAAGCUCGAGCGAUGGUGAGGACGAGGACCUUUCCUCAUCUGGAAUAGGUGCUCUGGCAUUCUACAUUGAGACUGUCGAAUCGUUGGUUCACGGACUUCCUAACAAAGACGUCAGGUGGAAAAUGCGGCUCCCACAACAAUGGAGAGACUCGGGUAUUUCUCGCAGAGUACUGCCUGGCGUCAUGGAUCCUGCCAUGACGGCUGCCAAUGCUACUCACAACACUUGCCUAAUCCUACUACAUGAGCGCAUUGCUUAUCCCGACCAAAAUCUUCAUUGGGUCCAGCUUCCUAGUCUAGACAGUGCGGAAAUAUGUGUUCGGGCUGCUACGGAAGUGUGCACUAUCAUCACCAAGUUUCUCGAGCAAAGACCUGCACCAUAUGCUCUGGCGCCUCAGCUGGGCCUUACUGCCUUUGUUAGUGCUAGAACUCUUCUCAUACAAUGGCGCCAUCAUCGUACACAGCUUUCGCCAGCAUUCUGGCUAUUAUUAGAGAGCUUGGAUACGAUGGGCGCUAGAUGGGCAGCGCAUAGAGAAGCAGGCCAGCUGCGACUCACCUCCAUUUUCUCGAGAUUUGCUGGACGUCUGCGGACCAUGCACGCCAACUGCAACCUCGACUCAUCUUAUCGCAUUGACCUCUCGGAGCCUCUUUAUGAGAACGUCCCUUCAACUAGCAAGACACGUGUGAGACACUGGGUCUCUCCAAACGACCUCGUCUCCUGUCUGGAACAAAAUAGAACUGAAGUUGGCUCCACAAGACAAGAGCAGGCUCCAGCUCAGGUCGUUCAUGACGGCGCUCCAUUGCAGCAAGACGAAAUGCCGAAUCGUCCAAACUUGGCCUUCAGCAAUCAGGCCGACAUGCCGUGGGAUCCAAUGAACCUUAGUCAGCUAGGAGAAGGAGGGUCUGACAAUGGCAGCCUCUUGGCAAUAUCGCAGUCUCUCCUGGAUCCAGAUUUCACUAGCAUGGACCGAAUCGUCAGCUUCGAUGAGAUGAUGCUAGGCAAUAUCUCCGAGACUUGGGAUCUCGGCUGA